GGGUAUCGGUGGAGAGGAGCCAAACCCGCCACAACUUCCACAGACAAUCAAAAGAAAGAGGAUAAAUUCGCAUCACGUGCCACAAACAGAUGCACGUGCUUACCUCCAUUUUCGUCUCUCUCAAGUUUUGUUUUCUUUCUAUCUAUGAUCUGCUGCCCUUUUGAUCUUUCCACUUUCAAUAUAUAUAUAUAUAUAAAUAUAAAACCUAAACACAGAGAGAAGUUUUUGAAUCACAGAGAAUCUUAGAAAACUCGCUCAAAAAUUCAAACUUCAAAUUUCGUGGCAGGCUCAGAACCAAGGAAUAUUUAUUAAAUGAAAAAAUGUCUUCUCCAAGCAAGAGAAGAGAUAUGGAUGUCAUGAAAUUGAUGAUGAGUGACUACACCGUGGAGCCAAUCAAUGAUGGGAUUAAUGAAUUCAAUGUGGAAUUCCAUGGGCCAAAAGAAAGCCUUUAUGAAGGUGGUGUUUGGAAAAUCCAUGUGGAGCUACCAGAUGCUUACCCAUACAAAUCUCCUUCCAUAGGGUUUCUGAAUAAAAUAUUUCACCCUAAUGUUGAUGAGAUGUCUGGUUCUGUAUGCUUGGAUGUCAUCAACCAAUCAUGGAGUCCAAUGUUUGAUCUUUUAAAUAUAUUUGAGGUUUUCCUUCCACAGCUGCUGCUUUAUCCAAACCCUUCAGACCCACUUAAUGGUGACGCAGCAUCCCUGAUGAUGAAAGAUAAGAAACAGUAUGAAGAGAAAGUGAAGGAGUACUGUGAACGGUAUGCAAAAAAGGAAAAUAUCAGCAAUACUCUCUCAGAAGAGAGCAACGAAGACAUCAGUGAAGAGGAUGUUAGUGAUGGAGAAAGAACAUCAAGUGAUGACAAUGUUGCUGGUGAUGCAGAUCCCUGAUUAUGGUCCUUCGAAUUUAAUUUAGGCAGUCUCUUUCACAAUUUCCUGUCCAUUUCAUUACCAUUUAGUUACUAGUUGGCGAUUUAUUCAAUUGCUUGUAAAUUGGUGAAGAUUAGGUAGAGACCAAAUAAUGAUACUUCCAUGUAUAACAAAGUGCACUUUAGCAAGGACAUCAAGUGUAGUUAAAAUUUGAAACAAGGAAAUCAAUAAAUAGUGGAGAUUUUAUAUUUA
Molecule: messenger RNA, 1115 nt
Organism: Manihot esculenta (cassava)
Lineage: Eukaryota; Viridiplantae; Streptophyta; Magnoliopsida; Malpighiales; Euphorbiaceae
Product: ubiquitin-conjugating enzyme E2-23 kDa
Exons: 7
Coding region: 321-884 (187 amino acids)
Biological process (GO): ubiquitin-dependent protein catabolic process; protein polyubiquitination
Cellular component (GO): nucleus
Molecular function (GO): ubiquitin conjugating enzyme activity
Source: RefSeq, a predicted model, not a curated record